This is a messenger RNA of Planococcus citri (citrus mealybug), 2018 nucleotides long. RefSeq names its product plasminogen activator inhibitor 1-like. NCBI's taxonomy places the organism in Eukaryota, Metazoa, Arthropoda, Insecta, Hemiptera, Pseudococcidae. The transcript is spliced from 3 exons. Gene Ontology annotation, molecular function: serine-type endopeptidase inhibitor activity. The record is from RefSeq and is a predicted model, not a curated record. The coding region runs from base 73 to 1023 and encodes 316 amino acids.
GCUACAUUCACCCAUAGAGCAGACGAUUUUCACCAAGAAUUGGCAAAUUUAUCAUGCGAAGUGAAUACAGACAUGAAAGACGAAGUUGCCUUAUUUAUACAGAAAGAAUAUCCAAUACAGGUAGCAUUCAUGAAUCGAAUCGCACGUUUAUGCAACGCUAAUGUCAAAAGAUUAGAUUUUAAAAAAGGUGGUAAAGAACCAGAAAUUGCUGUCAAUAAAUGGGCAUCCGAUUACAGCGCAAAUAAAAUCAAGAAAAUAACACAAUUGCCCAUCAACCAAACAACCACGUUUUUAGCAAUUGGUAUUUCAUAUUUCAAUAAUGGCGAUUGGAAAUAUCCAUUUUUGGAAACCAGACAGCAAUUAUUCUUCGCGACAGGAACAAAUGGAGAAAAGAUUGAUAUUCGAGUAGAAAUGAUGUUUGGUCGAGCACCGAUCCCGUAUUAUGAAGACAAAGAAGCCGACUAUCGAGCAAUCAUACUGCCAUAUAAAAAUAAAUCAACGCACAUGUACGUUCUUUUGCCGGGACAGGAGAAUUGGGUGGGUGGCCUUAUAUCUUCUCUACUUGAAAAAGAUUUCACAAAAAAUAUCACAGAGAAAUCCACAAUAACCGAAGUUUCUUAUGGUAUACCAAAAAUGCAUCUAGAAAUGACGAUUAACAUAAAAUCAGUAUUACAGUACUGGGGAUAUGGAACUUUAUUCGAUCCAGUAAGUGACAACUUCAGUAAAAUUACCGAUAAACAGAUACACGUCUCAGAAAUUUUACAGAAAGUUGUAAUAGACGUGAAUGAGAAGGCUGGCGAUGUCACAACCAACAUAGGUACUACUACGAGUAGUAGUCAUAUCAACAAUGAUAAAUACAUCGAUUUCACCGCUGACAGACCAUUUAUUUUUUUUAUUUACGAUGCUAAAGCCAAAGUCAUGACGUUCUGGGGCAGUGUUCUUAGACCGACCCCUUACGGAGGCGAAGCCGAUGGGGGGGUUUGGAGGGUCGAGACCCCCCCAUUGGCGCAGAGUUACUGCUAAAAUUUGACGAUUAAAAUUUCUCCAUUGCACAUGCAUAAUAUUACGACAAACCAUAUAGAAGGGUACAGUAAUGAAUAAAUAGGUUACAAUAAGUCAAUAGCUAUGAAUAAAUUACGAUCAUAUUUGUAAAUUCUCAAAUGUUACGUUUUCUGUUUAUUUUAGCUAUUCCUAGGUACCUAUUUAAAAAUUUUCAGUCUUGAAAAAGAGACUUAUUCGCCGACUUUUUUGGAACUUAAUAGCACAUUUUUGAAAUAUUUUGCUCUCACUUUGCUCGAGCUGAGUACAGUUUUUCUAUUUCUAAAUUUCUGCACCUGUUUAAGGUAGACCUACCUAACUCUUGAAAAUGUCGAAUGAAAUUACGAAAUUGACUUCUUGUAAAAAAAAAAAAAAUUAUAAUUUACUGGGUACACGGAUUAUAAUUAUUAAUUUUCAAAAACUUCGGCCUGAGCGAAGCGAAGGCCUAUUGGUUUUUCUUUUUCAAAAUCAAACUUUCUAAAAAUCUAUUAGGAAUUCAAACUCAAAAAAAUAUGCAUGCAAGUCCAAAAAUAAACUGCUCAUAUUAGAAAAAAUGUUUUUUACUUCUCAAAACACGAUAACUCGAAAGCUUUUGCCCUCACUUUGUUUGGGUCUUUUUGCUAUUCUUUUCCAGACCUGAAAUUUCUAAAAAAAAAAUCGUUCAAAAUCUGAAAUUCUGAAGCAUCCGAAUCUUCUCCUAUAAAAAAACAUUGUUCUUUUACAUAUCAAAAUCAUACUUUUCAAAAGCUUUUGCCUUCGCUAGGCUCGGGGUAAUUGAUUUUUCUCUCAUCAUGAAAAAAAAUCUGAACUUUUCUCCAACAACCGACCCCCCCCCCCUCCAGAUAUGCUCUGCCUACGCCACUGACCUCUAAUAAAUAAUUUUUACUGUAAUUUACUUUGAAAAUCUCUGUUGAAUAUCAAGCAUUUAACCAUCUUAAUAUGAAACUAAGUACUGUUUCUUUACUCAAAUAUGCGAUUGA